AAACUGGCAGAUCUGGAUCGUGUGUAGUGGGGAAAGGGCAGUUCGCAGUUCACAGUUGGUAGUGUGUCAAAGUGUACAAAAGACUCAGUUCACUUUAGUUCUUCAGUUUGAGUUGAGCCUUUCUUUGCUGAGUUUGUUGUGUGUCUGGUGUCUGUCUGUCUGGCCCGGCGGCGUGUCUUCGGCUACAAAACAGAUCGGCUUCGUGGAGAUGACAACUACUAGUUUGAAGCCAGAAGAGACGAAACAGCUGAACCCGAAGGAUGGCAGCAAGCAGCAGGCAGAGCUGCUGUCUCCAUCGAGCCAGGAGGAGCCGGCCUCUCAGAUCGCCGCCAGCUACUUCGACAUCAGCUUCCAGCCCAACGAACAGGUUACCUUGAACAGCGUGCUGCCCCAGGAAAAAUUGGAGAAUAACCAGAGGUAUCCAGGAGGUUAUCCAAGUGAUCCGAAGCCUGGUAUUUUCGCAUGUGUGUCAGCGGCUUCAUUCCAUUUCCCAGUCGGCGUUGUUGUCGCCUUCUCCGCUAUUCUCAUUCCACAACUCGAACAUGAGAGAAGUGAUAUCAAAGUUACCAAAGAGGAAACGGCAUGGAUUGCCAGUCUUGUGGUGCUAGUCGUGCCCGUGGGCGCUCUGAUUACCGGUUAUUUGGUGGAUAAAAUAGGUCGUUUGAAUACAAUAAGGCUGUGCGCUGUGCCUUACAUAGUCGGAUGGGUGCUCAUAGCCAGUGCAUCCACUCUCAAGAUGAUUCUCAUUGGACGAUUUCUCACCGGAUUUACCCUCGCUAUGGGUCCAAGUCCGGCGGUGGUGUACAUAACGGAAGUAGCUCGUCCUGAUCUCCGCGGUGCUCUCAUCUGUACUGGUCCAUUCAUGACAUCUGUAGGCAUGGUUGUGAUAUAUUCGCUGGGCGCAGUCAUGGAUUGGCGUUCUGUCGCUUGGAUCUCUAUAAUUUUCUGUUUGGGACCGAUCAUUUUCAUGUACAUCUUCUCACCAGAGAGUCCCGCUUGGCUUCUCUCAAAAGGACAUGCCGAUAAGGCUCUCAAAUCCCUCGUCUAUCUAGCUCGCAAUGAUAAACAGGGAGGCUUGCCGGAACGUCAACUGGCUGAAAUGAGAAAAGAAAACGAUCAGAACCAGUCGAAAAAUAAUAAUGUGUUCGCACGGCUCGGGAGGGCGGUUUGUAGUCCCAACUGCUACAAGCCAUUCAUCAUUCUCAUCUGCUUAUUCACAUUUCAACAAUUUUCCGGAAUUUACAUUACUAUUUUCUAUGCUGUCACGUUCUUUCAGGAUGUUGGCGGAGACUUCAAUCCAUACAUGUCGACCGUUUUCAUCGGCGUGGUGCGAGGGUUGGUAGGCCUGCUCACCUCCUACCUGUUGCGCAAGUUUGGUCGGCGACCUCUCUUCAUCUUCAGCAGUUUCGGAAUGGCUGUCUCCAUGGCCAUCUCUGGCUAUUACACCCGACUCAUUGCCCUUGGAGAAUCAGAGAGCAGCCUGAUACCGAUCACAUGCAUCCUGCUGUACAUGAGUUUCGGUGUGACCGGUCUGAUGACAAUUCCCUGGACGAUGACCGCAGAGCUGUAUCCGCUGGAGUACCGGGGCCUUGCCCAGGGCAUGACCAUCUCAGUGGCGCACGUCAUCAUGUUCACUGCCGUCCAGAUCUACCGUCCCAUGUCCGAGGCGCUGGGAGGCGCUUUUGCCGUCCAGUGGCUCUUCGGCGGUGUCUCUCUCCUCUCCAUCGUCUUCGUCUUGCUCUUCCUACCUGAGACUCACAAGAAAAUGUUGUCCGAAAUCCAGGACUACUUCACGCACAACACCGUCUACCUGCUCAGAGACAAGAAUGUGCCAACAAAUACAAACUCCACCGCUACCAACAAUAACGCUAUAGUCUAAAUAUAAGAUACCUGUCUUAAUUAAGUUUAUACUUGUACCGGUGUUAUGGAGUACAGUAGUAUCUACUUAUCACACCAGACCCUAGUAUCAUAGGCCCAUGUAGGUUCAACUUGUCUUAGAAACCAACUAAUUAUAGGUUUUAAAACACUUAUGAAGAGUGAAAAUGCACUCACUUUUAGUAGUGAUGAUCGUUAUAUUUCGACCUAAUAGUGUAGGUCAUCAUGAGACUUCAUAAGUGUUUUAAAAUUCAAGCUUGAAAUUAAUAGUGAAUAAUUAUGGAUAUGCAACAAAGUAAUUUUAUUUUAUAUAAUGUUAUGUUCAUUCUAGUUGCCAACUAGUUUAUUCUAAAAUAAAAACUACAUAGACCAACUGAUUUUAUUAUAUCCACCUUUAAUACAAGGCCAUGGCGUACGAUAUUGCAACGUCGCAGUGUAGACCUAGAAUUUAAUACAUGAUUGGUGAAAAAUAUCAGCUAGUAUUUUUUUUUUUUAAAUCUUAUUUCACCAAUCAUGUAUUAGGCCUACACUGCGACGUUGCGAUAUCGAAGGCCAGGUCCUUGUAUUAGAGGUGGCUAUGAUUUUAUGUCAUAUUAUAUUGGUUUCUAGGACAUGUUCAUUCUAUGGUCGUAGUUUAUUCUAUAGUUGUGUAUAAACAUGUCAUAGAAAUCAACUAAUUAGUCAUAUUAUGUUGUAUUUAUUCUAGUUACCAACUAGUUCAUUCUAUAAUAAACAAUAAGACAUAGAAAAUAAUUAAAUUUUGUUUUUAGGACAUGUUUAUUCUGUAGUUGUGAAUAAACAUGUCAAAAAAACCAACGAAUUUUAACUCAGAUUAAGUUGUUUUGUAUAACGUGUUUAUGCUACUGAUGGGCCCUGAAGUUAUAAGUAGAUACUGGAUGAAGUGAUUCCAGAUGUGUAUUCUUUUAAUGUAAUCCGAAUAAUGGAUCUCGUCACAUUGUAGCGAUGCAUUUUGUACCUGCGUUAUCGUUCGAAUGCAGCUGGCAUUAACUUCCACCAGUGAAACUUACUAGAAAAUACGUUUAUUGACCAAAAUAUGAAUGUAUUCUACGAUUUGAUGGUUGUAUCUGUUUUCCUUUUCAUAGGGUGCAAACAUAGUGGAGAGGCAAACGUAGCUCCAAGCUUUAGAUUUUUGCAUUCAAUACUUGUGAUUACAAUUAUAUUACACUUUUUACAGUAACUAUGUAAUAAGAUGGUGGUAUAUAGUGGAGUACUAUGUGCACCAACAUUUAAAUACAUUCAUUACAUUCAAUUCUCAAGCUUGAAACUACCUUCGCUGCUCCAGUAUAAUUUCCACCCUUACCAAACAGGGCUUUACUUUUGAACGUUCCAAUUGGUGCACAGUCAACCGCCAAAUCCUCGAACAUUUUAAAAUCAUGACAAGUUUUAUUUGAAUGAGACGGAAACUGUAACUUCUUCCACUUCUGGAGAACGAAAGAUGGUAUUGUAAUUUAUGGUUGAGCUGAAGUUGUACUGGAUAUGAGUCAUAUUUAGGCUACAUGAGUAAUUGCAAGACAGCAUUUAGACAGACAUGUCUGUGAUAAAUUGAAGAACAGGGUUUUUUCAAUUGUGAUUUGAAUAGAGCUUGUGACCAGAAUUCGUAUGAGAAACAAACUGACAUAAAUAGCAACCACCUCCAAUUUUCUAACAUGUUCAAUGUUGAAUAAUUAUUCCAACUUCUUAUCUCUAAGUUUCUUGACUUUCACUCAUUUCACUAAAUGAUAUUAGACUUCACUAAUAAUAAGAGAAGAGUGUUCUAAAACGUCAUUAUAUUUACUUAAACAGAAGUAAAAUAGAUACAACCUCAAUAAAGCUGCAAGUGCUUUGAAUUACUGUUGUGCCUUUUAAUAAAAUAAGAUAAGUUAGUUUAUGAUAGAAGGAUUUUGCGAAAAAGGCAGUUUGAUCCAGAAGCUGUAACUUAAUUUUCGAUAGAACAAACAUUAUAAAUAGUAAUAAAUUUAUUGAAGACUUCUUUAGGCUGUCGAAUCGGGACAGUCUAAAACACUAGGUUAAGUAGGAAUUUGAAUAAAAUAUAAUUUAACAACUAUUAGAAAUGAAUUUUAAUGAUUUAUUAGGUUAUUGAUAUUAUAAGAUCGACAUUUAAUAAUUCAGAUAUGUUUUCUAAGAA
Nilaparvata lugens (brown planthopper) is the source of this 4021-nucleotide messenger RNA. RefSeq names its product facilitated trehalose transporter Tret1-2 homolog. The record is from RefSeq and is a predicted model, not a curated record. Gene Ontology annotation, molecular function: transmembrane transporter activity. Gene Ontology annotation, biological process: transmembrane transport. Gene Ontology annotation, cellular component: membrane. Bases 209 to 1879 code for a protein of 556 amino acids. NCBI's taxonomy places the organism in Eukaryota, Metazoa, Arthropoda, Insecta, Hemiptera, Delphacidae. The transcript has 10 exons.